GUAUACACGAUUUUUCUCAAUGCACAACGUUUAUUAUUUGCAUAACACACGCGUUCAUGUAAACCGGCAUGGAUAAAACACGCACGUUUACGAGGAUAACCCUCACUUAGCCACACCUAUCCGAUGACGUCUUAUUUACACACAUAUCUGUCACGUUACAUCGAUCGUCUCUACGUCGAGGAGUAAAUAUUAAUGUUAUUGUCUUUCAGCAUCUUAAAAUAAACAGCUGCAGCGUGCAUUCGCCCCACUUAUAACAACGCAACCGUAAGUGAUGCGCACCGACGACGGCGGUUUGACCACUUUCCCGCCUCCAGAUCGUUAAACGAAAGCAUGGAUGCCUCAGGACUGGAUCUCCGAGACACCUUUGGGCUGUUGCGUGCAGGAUCUGCUCCCAGCGUGAGCAGCGAAGAGCUGGCCGGCCGAAUCUCGUCGUGUUUUGCGAGCCAGACAGAAAAGGCAGACGCGGCGUGGUUGUGUCUCACUCUCACCGAGAGCAUCGUCCGCAGGCUGACCGCUCGGAGUCUGCCUCAAGAUGCCGCGGCAUACUAUGAAGACGUGACGAGAAGGCUGUUUGGAGAAAACAAUCUGAUGGCACACCUGGUCUCUCUCCUCAGAUCUCCAGACAAGCUGACGUCUCAUUUAUCUGCGAAGUGCGUGUCGGCCUGCGUGAUAUUAGAAAUUAGACAGGGAGGCAGCAGCUGCGUGUGGAGACGCACGUGUGCUCGAGUGUUUGAGGAAUCGGUGUCCGGCGGAGAACUGGACUCCUGUCUGUGGUCCCUGACCGCUGUGAUUAAAGCAGUGCUGAGAGGAGACACGGGCCCGAAUCAGAGAGAUGUUUUGACGGAGCUUCUUUCUGGCCUGGAUUCCUCCGUCUCCUGCCUGCGCACGGCGCUCCUGACCCCGGACGAGAGAGAGCGGCCGGGUCGCUCUAAAACCUGGUGCGAGUUCCUGGACCUGGCGGAGGCGCUCAUCGCCGCCCGGCUCAGAUUCGACGUCCGUUCUCCGGUGCAGAGGGUCGUGUUCGUCGAGUCCCGGGCGCUGCCUCGCGUCGUUGGAGCCGACGUGGAGCACCUGGUGAAGAAACGAGCGCUGCUUCUUCUCAAGAGAAGCCUUCUGCGGCGGGCCGGGGAGGACUGGGCUUCGGCUGAGGUCCGGCGCUCGUCAGACGAAGAUCUCGGCCUGGCGGAGGACGCUCUGGCCGCGGCGGCGGGGGUGUUGGAGGAAGUCGCCGCGGGCUGGCUGAAGGAAGUCCCCGUGAAAGCUCAAGGCAGUUUCUUCGGCGGCGACUGCGACGCGAGUCGGACGGACGACGCGGUUCUGAGAGCCGUGAGCCUGGUUCUGCUGAAGUCGCUGGAGAUACGCGUUCAGGCCCAGCCACGGAGAGGAUCCCUGAAGGACGUGGACGUGUGCUGGUAUUUAUCGGCGCUCAUGUCGUUCCUGCGGCGUCACGGGACUCCGGCGUCUCCGGACGCUCACGGCUGCUCCUGGGUGUCUGUGGUAUUCGCCGAACAAGAUGACGACAUGAUGGAGUCGGCCAAGGCUUUGAUCGGACUGUAUUUGUAUCAGAAAAGUUUGAGCUGCUCGGACCCCGGGGUUUGUGUCCGGGGUGGUAACCCUCACUGUCAUUUCAUACUGCUGCUCCGCUCGCUCUGCUUCGACCACAGCGUGCUCCUGGACUUCCUCAUCUCCUCCGAGACGUGCUUCCUGGAGUACUGCGUCCGCUACCUGAAGCUCCUCCUCGAGGACCCGGCCGGCUUCUCCGGCGCUUGCCGCCGUAUCGGAGGAAGAAGCGACCCCUCUGUUCCCUGCGCUAGAUCGGCGGCAGGCAGCCGGGUCCCACGGCUGGUGGAUUACGGCAGCUCGGACGAAUCAGAGGAUGAGCGCGUUUCUGACGGCGGUUCUGGGGAGAGAGAUUGCGGAAGGGAGCUGGAACAAGCGCAGGCUGAACAUGCGUCUGAUUGGCUGCUGGGUAAAGUGUUUGCGUGUCUUCUGGAGUUGAAGACCGCUGUGAGCAGACUACAUGACAGGGGCCUCUUCCCCUACAACCCUGCCUCGCUCCUAAAGCUGCUGAACAACAUUGAACCCCUGAGAAACACGCUCUGUUAGCUUGGACGAGCAUAGAUCAGAAUUGAUCAGAAAUAUCAACCUGUUAUGACCCGCUCAAGUAAUUAAUGCAGUGAAUGAACAUGUCACUGGACCAAAAACAUUUUUUAAAUCAAAAUAACUGGUAUAGAAGGACUUGAUUGAUUU
Messenger RNA from Puntigrus tetrazona (Sumatra barb), 2250 nucleotides. It is a transcript of the gene lins1, whose product is annotated as lines homolog 1. The record is from RefSeq and is a predicted model, not a curated record. The transcript has 7 exons. The coding region runs from base 331 to 2106 and encodes 591 amino acids. Lineage: Eukaryota; Metazoa; Chordata; Actinopteri; Cypriniformes; Cyprinidae.